Messenger RNA from Ornithorhynchus anatinus (platypus), 4871 nucleotides. It is a transcript of the gene PIGA, whose product is annotated as phosphatidylinositol glycan anchor biosynthesis class A. Gene Ontology annotation, biological process: GPI anchor biosynthetic process. Lineage: Eukaryota; Metazoa; Chordata; Mammalia; Monotremata; Ornithorhynchidae. Gene Ontology annotation, cellular component: glycosylphosphatidylinositol-N-acetylglucosaminyltransferase (GPI-GnT) complex. The transcript is spliced from 6 exons. Gene Ontology annotation, molecular function: phosphatidylinositol N-acetylglucosaminyltransferase activity. The record is from RefSeq and is a predicted model, not a curated record. The coding region runs from base 264 to 1790 and encodes 508 amino acids.
CCCCCCCCCCCCCCCGUCGUUUGGCUUUGGUGUGAAAUUGUGAACUGAGCCCUAUUAUCUCCUUUUUUUUCCUUUUUGUGCAGCAGUGAAGCAACAUGUGUCUGGCCAACAAAGAAGAAUUCAUCUGCUUGGGUAUUAAUCCGUGCAACCCUGUUGGACGCCUAGGGCCAGAAGUGGCAGUUUGGAGCACGUUCUGGUAUAUCGCCGAGGAGCUUUCUAUCCUUUCUCUCAGGUGACACCCUGGAUUCCCGCGAGAAGAACCGAUGACUAAAUCGCAUCCCGACAUGGCUUACAGAGGAGUGGGCGGACACGGACAGGUCCUCUCUUCCGAUCACUUCCAUGUAAACUGUGGAACUCGUCCAGCGUGCAGACCCCCGAUGCAUAGCAUAUGCAUGGUAUCCGACUUCUUUUAUCCAAAUAUGGGAGGAGUGGAAAGUCACAUCUACCAGCUGUCUCAGUGCCUGAUUGAAAGAGGCCACAAAGUCAUCGUCGUCACCCAUGCGUACGGCAACAGGAAAGGCGUCCGUUACCUGACCAGUGGCCUCAAAGUGUAUUAUUUGCCUCUGAAGGUUAUGUACAAUCAGUCGACGGCCACAACCCUCUUUCACAGUCUGCCUCUUCUCAGGUACAUAUUUGUUCGAGAGAGAAUCACCAUAAUCCAUUCACAUAGUUCUUUUUCUGCCAUGGCCCACGAUGCACUCUUCCACGCCAAGACCAUGGGGCUACAGACAGUCUUCACGGACCAUUCUCUUUUUGGAUUUGCCGAUGUCAGCUCGGUGCUUACUAACAAACUUCUAACCGUGUCACUCUGUGACACAAACCAUAUAAUCUGUGUCUCUUAUACUAGCAAAGAAAACACUGUCCUAAGAGCAGCACUGAAUCCAGAGAUAGUGUCGGUCAUCCCCAAUGCCGUAGACCCCACCGACUUCACUCCAGAUCCGUUUAGGAGAGACGAUAGUGUAAUAACUAUUGUUGUGAUCAGCAGGCUUGUUUACAGAAAAGGGAUUGAUUUGCUUAGCGGGAUAAUUCCUGAACUGUGUCAGAAAUAUCCAGAUUUACAUUUCAUUGUUGGAGGAGAAGGGCCAAAGAGAAUUGUUUUGGAAGAAGUUCGAGAAAGAUACCAACUGCAUGACAGAGUGCGACUCCUGGGAGCCUUGGAGCACCAGGACGUUAGAAAUGUCUUGGUUCAGGGACAUAUUUUUCUCAACACUUCUCUUACGGAGGCCUUCUGUAUGGCGAUUGUCGAAGCUGCUAGUUGCGGUUUACAGGUUGUCAGUACCCGAGUUGGUGGAAUUCCUGAGGUUCUCCCAGAAAAUCUUAUUAUCUUAUGUGAACCUUCUGUAAAAUCUUUGUGUGAUGGCUUGGAAAAAGCAAUUUCCCAACUGAAAUCAGGAACAUUGCCAGCUCCAGAAAAAAUCCAUAAUCGAGUGAAGACUUUCUAUACUUGGAGGAACGUUGCAGAGAGAACUGAGAAAGUUUAUGACCGCGUGGCAGGUGAGGUUGUACUCUCGAUGGACAAGCGGCUGGACAGGCUAAUAUCUCACUGUGGCCCAGUAACUGGUUACAUUUUUGCCUUGUUUGCGGUGUUCAGCUUCCUCUUCCUUCUCUUCCUGAGGUGGAUAACUCCGGAUUCCACCAUUGACGUUGCAAUAGAUGCCACAGGACCAAAUGGAGCGUGGACUCGACAAUAUUCGGAAAGAAAUUACAGAAUUAAGACUUCAUGUAAGUAUAUUGGUAGAGAAUAUUGUUUGACAAAUAUUUUCAAAUUGCAUGAUGCCUGCAUUCAAUAAGUAUUAAGUAAUUAGUCAGGUUUUCCCCAUGAGUUGACUGCUCCCUAGAGCAGUUUGGUUUUGGUUUCGGGUUUUUUUUUUUUUAAUUCUCUAGUUUGCCAGAGGUCUUCUAUGAUUUCUUCCACCCCAAAAAUUAGAGGCAGAAGACUGUAAGCCCUUUCUAGACUGUAAACUCCUUAUGGUGAGGAAGAAAAAAAAGUCUUGUAACUGUUGUACUCGCCCAAGUGCUUAAUAGAGUGCUCUGCACACAGUAAGUGAUCAAAUACCAUUUGAUAGACUGAAGGUGCAAGAAAAGGGAGAGUACAGCUUUCGUUUUUAGUUAGAAUUAGUAGCUGAGGUGAGGGAGCGAGUUAGAAAGAAUUAAUGGUGGUGGGUAGGCUUGGUUGUCUGGGAUCCGACUUGAUAAGUAAAGAGCUAACUCUUAGUUUGGAAAAGUUAUGGAGGAAGGUUGUUUUUCUCUAAAGUUACUGCUGCUGCCGCUAAAGCCCUCAGUACCCAGUCGCCUGCAGCACCAGUUUCUGGAUUCCCUGGAGAAAGACCCACUUCCCAACGGCCUUUGAGAAACACAACCCUAAACUAAGUUGGACACUUGGGAAAGUGGGAUGUCUCUUUUGGGUCACUAAGUUACUAUUAUAGUUCAGGAGUAACUUACUGAAUAGAACCCCUGGUGUGGAAAGACUGUUUUUCCAAGAGUCCAACUCACUCUUGGGAAAAUCCUGGCACAUUCAGGCUGAACAAAUAUAUUGGUGCUGAACUCACUUGGCUCUUCAGAUGCUUCUCCCUGCAGUUCCCUCUUGUAUUUAAGAUUAUAUUGGAAAGUUUGUGCUAUCGGACCAUUUUAUUUGAAAAACUCAUUCCUUUUUUGAAUACGUCUUUCUCGAAAUGUUAACCGACUUAAAAAAAUGCAGAACCCUAGCGACCGAUAUCACUGUUUUGAGAUGAAUGUAUGCAGGGACACACUUUGCAAGCUUCCAUUUGUUACUCUCUCUGGCUGGUCAGUGCCUCAGAGUUGUAGCUUUUCCCGAGCAGAUUGCACAAGGGAUGACAAAAAUGGUGAUGUCUAACCAUUUAGACGGCAUGUUUAGUUGCAAUCAAUUGUGAUCUAGCUUCCAUUUGAUUAUCUAGGGUCAAGAAUGGCUCGCUAGCCUUUCCCCCUGGAUUUUUGCUUCCCAACAACCCAUUUGGCAGUUUUUCAGGUAAUAGUCACUGUUGAUGGAUCUGGCCAGUAAACCUGUGUACUCAGUAUGAUAUUCUUUGCUUCAGAGCCAUGGGUUUUCUAACCCCAAACAACCUACAUAAUCUCUCAUUAACUGAAUGAAUACCACCUUGAAUUUAUAAGAACUGUCUUCACGUUUCACCGUAAGCCAAAAACUUUCCCGUUUUUUGAAUGAAUCAUUUAAAAUGAAGAGUUGCUGCGCUUGUGCUUAGUCUUAGUUUGUUGUUAUUCAAAUUGUGUAACAUGCAGAACUUUUGGGGGGAACUCAUCAAAGUUGGCUUUAUGCAAGUCUUUUAACUUAGCACCCCUGGUGGGCCCUAAGUUUCAAACCGUAUAUAUUUUCUUUUUUUACUGAAAAUGGUUUAAUCAACAGAAUACUGUUUUAUGAAAUUGAGAAUUUAGGUUUCUCUCAUGUGGACUCAUCUUGAUAAUAAAAAACUAAAAAGUCCUAAAAUGGACUUUGUUGAACUGUGGGGGUUGACAUAUCAGGUACAGUAGGGUCAGUACUGAUGAUUUAAAAAACCGCCAAAAUAUUAAUUUUGUUUCCAUUAAAGUGCACAGUUUAAUUUAUGAUGAAUUCUUUUGCACUUGAGCUUGUUUCUUCAUUUUGGAGAUGCAUGCUUUAAAUACAAAGCUUCAAAAUCUAACAACUCUGACAUUGUUAAAAAAUAUUUUGGAAUUUCAAAAUCUCUUCCAAUGAGUAAUUUAUUUGAAAAUUCAUGAGGACUCAGCUUGCUUGCCGACAUAACUCACAGGUUGCUUAGAUAUUUUAAAAAACAGAUUACUGAUUUUAACUGAAUGCAAUGCCAAGGACUGAUUAAUUUUUAUAUACAGAUAUUUUGUGGUGGUCUUCCUUAGUCUGCAUUUAAAAGCAGAAUUUAUAAAAGGAAACAUCAUUCUUUAGAUAAUGCACCAAUUAAAGCCCUUUUAGGGGCUUAUUGGGGAGAAAAACACCAAGAGGAAGAUCUUAAAAUUAAACUAUUUUAAUGUUUUUACUUUAGUUCUGUUUUCCUAACAGAACCUCCAAUGAAAUACCACAGUAUUAAAAAAAAACACAAAAAAAAACAAAGACACAACUAUCCUUUUAGAUGAUAAUCAGUAAUCUCUUUAAUAACUAUAUACAUUGCCUCAUCCAGCCCCUUAGUGACAUAAAAACAGUAAAAAGGUAGUUUUUCCAUUUGCUAGGGCAGUAGGAGUUUGCAGAGUCCAGACUAGCAGUCGAGUGGAUUUGCAUCGGUCUUCAGAGGUUUGGCAAGGGCCCAAACAUUAGGAAUAAAGUAUCUUCAGAAGCCUGUUAAUUGAAUUCUGGCCACAUUUAAGGUCCCACCCCUGCAAUCACUGAAUCCUGUUAACUUAGUCGAGUGACAACCUGCUGCUGAUCAGAUUAGUAAAAUAUUCCAUGUUGGUGACCUGGUCGCUUCCCAACUCAGCCCUGCCAGGACCGACUGCCUAGGAAGAGCGUAUGGAAAGGUUCCGGCGAAAACUGCAUGCACUUGACUUCUAUCAGGCCCUCCCUCCCAGGGGGAAAGAUUCAAAACACAUUCUGAUCCCCGAAGGCUUCCCUUGCUGGGGUGAGGUUGGUAAAGCACCAGGUAACAACUUUUAUUGCAUAACGACAUGGGAAUUUUGUCCACAUUCCCCCUCCUCGACAUAAACUCUAUGAUUAGAGCUGGCGCAUAUGAGAUUUUCACUGUGAGAUACUUAAAGAGAGGUUCAAACUUAUUUUUUUGAAGUAUUUUAACAAGCCUCCACGGUAUUCAUGUCUCCCAGCAUUGCGAGAGAACGCGGGUAGAUUGAUAUUAAACUGUCUCUGUGGCUAGGAUUUUCCGUAUGCAAUUAUGAAAAUUAAAGUUUUAUUCAAAGAA